AUGGAGGAUAUCCAUCCCCGCGCGGGACCCAUCCCGGGCUCCAAGCGAAUAAUUCAGCCACACGAGAUGUGGGCGAUCACCAUCAACCGCGACACCAAAGCUGUCGCUAAGAAGCCCAAUGGCGAUUUCCACGAAGUGCCGGUUCCCAAGGGAACUAUCGGCUACGGCAUGUGUGUCAGAGCAGACAAGCCCGACCACCUCAUGGUGCAGCUCAUCGACCCCAGUCGCAACAUUCACCAAGUCUCUGUUCCUUUCCGGGAUGUCGACAGCGGCUCCCGACACGCUUUCCGCACCGAGAAGCCUCGAGCACUCAUCGAGCGAGCCAUCCAGCCUCUGGGAACCUCUAGAGCUAACGACCUCGCCGCAAAGGCCAUUGUACAGAUAUGGCACUCUAUUCGAGACAACUUUGAGAGCCUGAAGGAUCUCGGACUCAGAAAGGCGUAUGUCUACGAGGACAGACUUAAGGACAAGGCCAAGCUUCGGGAUUCCCUCACUGAGUUGAUUGCAUCCUUCACGGACGAUACCUGGAAUGUCAUCAAAGACGGAUGCAACAUUCAAACCCUGCGUACGAUCCGGCCCGUCGACUCUCAGUACCCCGCCAUGGACGAGAAUAUCAGAAUUACCACGAUCUAUCUGAUGCUCUACCCAAUGCGUGCCUACCUAUCUGCGGACUCGGGAGAGUUUGGCAAGUACGGCGGAAAAACUCUCUCGAAACCCCAUGUCCGGAACGUCGCCCACACCGCCGACUUCAACAACCCAAAGGUCAAGUUGAAGCACUACGAGAUGGCGCGAAAGUUCGGCAAUGAGCACAAGGUCAUGCUUCCCAUGAUCAGGUUGCAGGAGGCCGGCAUCGACAUGGUUGCAAUGGCCGAGACAACAAUCUGUUGCCUCUUCGCAACUUGGAAUGCCGGCACAUACGCCGCCAAGCCGACCUCUGGCAAGGUCGAUACCGACGCCACUAGACGACGGGAACUCAUGGCACUGUUGAGGGACAUUUACACCAAAUCUCUCGAGGAGGUCGGUUACCCCAAGCUCCGUAGAACGGGACUCAACUGGGAUUUGCCCCUCGAAGAUGGAAAACUCGACCGCCGCGAGUGGCUCUGCUACAAAGUUACCAACCCCGAAGGACGACGCAUGUCUCAGUUCCGAACACGGGCGAAGGUCAGAAACGACAGAGGCAAGGAUAUCUUUCAGAUCAGAUUCACUAUGAGCCGCGAGAACACCGAUGAUCAACGCUUCUGGUGGAUCAGACACACCUUUGAGGUAGAUUCGCCCCCUCCCAUUGGCACGCCUCUAGUUGUGACCGUUGAGUCGAUGGAUGACGGCAAGCCUCACCAGACUCCGUGGUUUCUUGGUCCUCGCCAUGGCGCAUGGGACAACUUCCACGAGCUCCACUCCUUCAGCCUGCGUGUCGAGUGGUAUGACAAGGACACCGACAAGUGGUAUGCGUUGGCAUACCGGCAGCACCAGUAUUUUGGUAAAAAAGCGAAGUUCGUGAGCCCGUUCGAUGACAAGUACAGCUUCGUUGGCGGGGACCUCAGCUACAACUAUCAGUGGAUGUACGCCACGCGCAUCUUGCAGUUCAUUCACAACCGCCAAUACGACAACCCUCCCGAGUUCAUGGGAAAGAUCAACUUCGCUGGCGUCAGAAUGGUCGUCUGGGACCACAUGGCUCAGUGCGUCAGAUACAUCCCCAGGGAUCAUCGCCCCGUCUGUGAACCCCCCAAGCGCGUCACUUUCGUGGAGAAUUGGAACGCAAUCGUGAACGCGUGGCCGAGUGUCUACGUCGGAAAAAAGCCCCCGAUGUCGGAUCGGAAAUGCGCUGUGUCUUGGUGUCUCACCUUGCAGAAGCUGCCCAACAACAAGACUGCCAACUGGUGGCCCAUCAAGGGUGAAGACAUCGACCCCGCCGAGAUCGACACAUCUGAACACUCGGCUGAGGAAGUCGCCGAGCACACCUGUUGGAUGUGCUGGGUCCUUUACCGCCGGCCCUGUGUGUGGGUGGGAAAGGAAGAGUUUCAUGAAACCUACUACACCAAUGGCCGCAACAAGCUGUACUCGCUGCCUACCUACCCGCUCCUCGGUCCGGGUCUGAACAAGAAGCCACAGGUUUUCGAGAUCCAUCCCCGUAGUCCCCAAGACGACUUCUACGGUCUCAAGGGGGAGCUUGACGAAGAGGAAGACGAGGAAGACGAGGAAGUCGAGGAGGGAAUGGAUGUAGAUGCCUAG
This is a messenger RNA of Colletotrichum higginsianum IMI 349063, 2229 nucleotides long. RefSeq lists its product as uncharacterized. Bases 1 to 2229 code for a protein of 742 amino acids. The record is from RefSeq and is a predicted model, not a curated record. NCBI's taxonomy places the organism in Eukaryota, Fungi, Ascomycota, Sordariomycetes, Glomerellales, Glomerellaceae. The transcript is spliced from 3 exons.